Dama dama (fallow deer) is the source of this 5275-nucleotide messenger RNA. It is a transcript of the gene ARAP1, whose product is annotated as ArfGAP with RhoGAP domain, ankyrin repeat and PH domain 1. Lineage: Eukaryota; Metazoa; Chordata; Mammalia; Artiodactyla; Cervidae. The record is from RefSeq and is a predicted model, not a curated record. Gene Ontology annotation, cellular component: cytoplasmic vesicle; plasma membrane; trans-Golgi network. The coding region runs from base 279 to 4685 and encodes 1468 amino acids. The transcript has 35 exons. Gene Ontology annotation, biological process: positive regulation of GTPase activity; signal transduction. Gene Ontology annotation, molecular function: phosphatidylinositol-3,4,5-trisphosphate binding; GTPase activator activity; protein binding.
GGUGUGGCCCGGAGUUUCCCCAUUCCGCGGAAGGGAACGCCGAGGCUGCGCGGCAACUCUGCGCUCGGCACCUACUUCCGCGGGAGUUUCUCUAGGUCACGUCUUCUCUUCUGACUGGCGCCGGGGAUGGAGUCGCCUCCUGAGGAUAUGCGGUCGGACCAGAGACGCUUCCACCUGAGGCCAAGAUGAGGAGCCAUUCAGAGUAGCUGCCGCCUCUGGGGGACCCCGGCAUCCUGGGCAGCCCCACCGGUCUGGACAGAGCCCUGCUGGCAGGAACCAUGGCAGAGGCCGGGGAUGGGGCCCUCUCAGUGGCCGAGUGGCUGCGAGCCCUGCACCUGGAGCAGUACACGAGGCUCUUCGAGCAGCACGGCCUGGUGUGGGCCACAGACUGCCAAGGCCUCAGCGACGCUCGCCUGGUGGACAUGGGCAUGGUGCUCCCCGGCCACCGCCGCCGCAUCCUGGCUGGCCUGCUCCGCGCCCGCACACCCCCAGCCCCUGCACCCCGCCUGGCCCCACGGCCGGUGCCCAUGAAGCGUCAUGUCUUCCGCUCACCACCCACACCCUCCACUCCCCCAGAGCCGCAGCCCGUGGCUGGAGAGGACGAGGGGCUGCCCACCGCCCCACCCAUCCCGCCCCGGAAGAGCUGCCUUCCGCCCACCUGCUUCUCCGCCCCGCCCACAGCGGCCCCGGACCCUGCAGUGCCCCCGCUGCCCGCCAAGCGGCAUUUGACAGAGCUCAGCCUUCCGCCCGUGCCCCCCCGCACCGGGCCCCCCCGCCCGCUGGCGAGCCUUCCCUCCAAGGAAGAGGAACUACUGUCACCACCAUCACCGUCCCCUCCCGAACCGGAGCCUGCGGAGUCCCCGGCCACUUUCCCCAGGGGGCCUCCUCAGCCCCCGUCUGCACCUUGCAGCCCCCCAGAGGUCCCUCCGAAGCCCGCCCGCUUGCCCCCGGAGUUUGAUGACUCUGACUACGAUGAUGUCCCAGAGGAGGGGCCAAGGGCCCCAGCUGCCAUGAUGACCAAGAAGGAGGAGCCCCCAGCGAGUCAAGUCCCACGGGCCGUGCGUGUGGCCAGUCUGCUGAGCGAGGGGGAGGACCUGUCUGGAGACGACCAAGGGGAUGAAGAUGAAGAUGACUAUGCCUACGAGCGUGUCCCCAAUGGUGACUGGCACACGAGCAGCCUGAGCGCAUCUUUGCCCAGCAGCCUCCUGACCCCUGAGCUUCCCCCGCACCCCAUGGACGGGUUGCCCGUGGGCCCCACCCCGCCCCCACUGGUCAUCAAAGCUGGCUGGCUGGACAAGAACCCCCCGCAGGGAUCUUACAUCUAUCAGAAGCGAUGGGUGAGACUGGAUGCCAGUCACCUGCGGUACUUCGACAGUAACAAGGAUGCCUACUCAAAGCGCUUUGUCCCCGUGGCCUGCAUCUCCCGAGUGGCUGCUAUUGGGGACCAAAAGUUCGAAGUGAUCACGAACAACCGGACCUUUGCCUUCCGGGCAGAGAGUGAUGCGGAGCGGAAGGAGUGGAUGCAGGCCCUGCAGCAGGCAGUGGCUGAGCAGCGUGCCCGGGCCCGCAUGUCUAGCGCUUACCCAUUGGGUGUUCAAGGCUCAGAGCCCCAUGACCAUGCUGGCAGCCUGGAGCUUCGUGGCUUCAAGAAUAAACUCUAUGUGGCUGUGGUCGGGGACAAAGUUCAGCUUUACAAGAAUCUGGAGCCCCCAGCCUUGCCCUCACCCCUUCCCACCUACUACCAGGAGUACCACCUGGGCAUCGGCAUCACCUUCAUUGACAUGAGCGUGGGCAACGUGAAGGAAGCGGCCGACCGGCGCAGCUUCGACCUUACCACCCCCUACCGCAUCUUCAGCUUCUCAGCUGAAUCGGAGCUGGAGAAGGAGCAGUGGCUGGAGGCCAUGCAGGGAGCCAUCGCUGAGGCCCUGUCCACCUCGGAGGUGGCCGAGCGCAUCUGGGCCACAGCCCCCAACAGGUUCUGUGCUGACUGCGGGGCUGCCCAGCCUGACUGGGCCUCCAUCAACCUCUGUGUCGUCAUCUGCAAGCGUUGUGCAGGGGAGCACCGUGGCCUGGGUGCUGGUGUCUCCAAGGUGCGGAGCCUGAAAAUGGACAGGAAGGUGUGGACGGAAACACUUAUCGAGCUCUUCUUACAGCUGGGCAAUGCUGCCGGGAACCACUUCUGGGCAGCCAACGUGCCCCCCAGCGAGGCCCUGCAGCCCAACAGCAGCCCCAGUGCUCGGCGGUGCCACCUAGAAGCCAAAUACCGUGAGGGCAAGUACCGCCGCUACCACCCACUCUUUGGCAACCAGGAGGAGCUGGACAAGGCCCUGUGUGCCGCAGUCACCACCUCAGACCUGGCUGAGACCCAGGCGCUCCUGGGCUGUGGGGCUGGGGUCAACUGCUUCUCAGGGGACCCCGAGGCCCCCACGCCCCUGGCUCUUGCCGAGCAGGCGGGACAGACGCUGCAGAUGGAAUUCCUUCGGAACAACCGGACCACAGAGGUACCUCGGCUGGAUUCAGUGAGGCCUCUGGAAAAGCACUACUCAGUUAUCCUGCCAACUGUGAGCCACAGCAGCUUCGUCUACAAGACUGCUUCUGCAGGGAAGCUGCUGCAGGACCGCCGGGCCCGGGAAGAGUUCAGCCGACGGUGGUGUGUGCUUAGCGACGGGGUCCUGAGCUACUAUGAGAAUGAGCGGGCAGUGACCCCCAACGGGGAGAUCCGGGCCAGCGAGAUUGUGUGUCUGGCAGUGCCCACUCCUGACACCCACGGUUUUGAGCAUACCUUUGAAGUGUACACAGAAGGAGAGCGGCUAUACCUGUUUGGGCUGGAUAGCGCAGAGCUGGCUCGUGAGUGGGUCAAGUGCAUUGCCAAGGCGUUCGUGCCUCCCCUGGCUGAGGAUCUGCUGGCUCGGGACUUUGAGAGGCUUGGACGCCUUCCCUACAAAGCUGGCCUGAGCCUACAGCGGGCCCAGGAGGGCUGGUUUGCUCUCACCGGCUCUGAGCUCUACGCUGUCUUCCCAGAGGGGCCCUGUGAGGAGCCGCUGCAACUUCGGAAACUACAGGAGCUUUCCGUCCAGGGGGACAAUGAGAACCAGGUGCUGGUGCUGGUGGAACGGCGGAGGACGCUGUACAUCCAGGGGGAGCGGCGGCUGGACUUCAUGGGCUGGCUCGGGGCCAUCCAGAAAGCAGCGGCCAGCUCGGGGGACACGCUGUCAGAGCAGCAGCUAGGAGAUUCCGAUAUCCCCGUGAUUGUGUACCGCUGUGUGGACUACAUCACGCAGUGCGGCCUGACCUCGGAGGGUAUCUACCGCAAGUGUGGUCAGACUUCAAAGACACUACGGCUGCUGGAGAGCUUACGGUUGGACGCUCGCUCCGUGCGCCUCAAGGAGGGCGAGCAGCACGUGGACGACGUCUCCUCUGCACUCAAGCGCUUCCUGCGAGAUCUGCCCGAUGGGCUCUUCACUCGAGUCCAGCGCCUAGCCUGGCUGGAGGCCUCAGAGAUUGAGGAUGAGGAGGAGAAGGUGUCCAGGUACCGAGAGCUUCUGGCACGUCUGCCCCCAGUCAACCGGGCCACAGUGAAGGCUCUUAUCAGCCACUUGUACUGUGUCCAGUGCUUCUCAGACACGAACCAGAUGAACACGCACAACCUGGCUAUUGUGUUUGGGCCCACGCUCUUCCAGACAGAUGGGCAGGACUACAAGGCUGGCCGUGUGGUGGAAGACCUCAUCAACCACUAUGUGGUGGUGUUUAGCGUGGAUGAGGAGGAGCUGAGGAAGCAGCGGGAGGAGGUCACUGCCAUCGUGAAGAUGCGUGUGGCUGGCACUGCUAGCGGGACCCAGCACGCCGGUGACUUCAUCUGUACCGUGUACCUAGAGGAGAAGAAGGCAGAGGCGGAGCAACAUGUCAAGAUCCCAGCAUCCAUGACCGCGGAGGAGCUUACCUUGGAGAUCCUGGAUCGCAGGAAUGUGGGCAUCAGGGAGAAGGACUAUUGGACCUGCUUUGAGGUCAACGAGAGGGAGGAGGCAGAGCGCCCCCUGCACUUUGCGGAGAAGGUGCUUCCCAUCUUACACGGGCUGGGCACAGAUAGCUACCUGGUGGUGAAGAAGCACCAGUCCAUGGAGGCCAUGCUGCUGUACCUAGCCAGCCACGUGGGCGAGACCAAGCAUGGCAUGAUGAAGUUCCGAGAGGACCGCAGCCUCCUGGGCCUGGGCCUGCCCACAGGCGGCUUCCACGAUCGCUACUUCAUCCUCAACAGCAGCUGCCUGCGGCUCUAUAAGGAGGUCCGGAGCCAGAGGCCAUGGAGCGGGGCCCCUGAGACCAGUCACCGGCCUGAGAAGGAGUGGCCUGUCAGGAGUCUCAAGGUCUACUUGGGAGUGAAGAAGAAACUCCGGCCACCCACCUGCUGGGGCUUCACGGUGAUACACGAGACGGAGAAACACGAGAAGCAGCAGUGGUACCUGUGCUGUGAGACACAGAUGGAGCUCCGGGAGUGGUUCGCCACCUUCCUUUUCGUGCAGCACGACGGCCUGGUGUGGCCCUCGGAACCCUCACGUGUGUCCCGGGCGGCGCCUGAGGUCCGGCUGGGCAGCAUUUCGCUGAUCCCCCUGCGAGGCAGCGAGAACGAGAUGCGCCGGAGUGUGGCCGCCUUUUCUGCGGACCCCCUCUCUCUUCUCCGAAACGUCUGAGCCCUGUUGGAACUCUGCCACGCCGUCACCACCGUGAAGCCUUUCCUGGGCAGAUGCCCUCAUGCCCUGCGUGCCUGGCGUGAGCCAGCAGGGGGCGCCUGAGGAAGCCGCAUCCACACGCCCCUCAUCCUGACUGCAGCCUGGGGUUCCCUGGCCAGGACAUGGGGGGCAGGCAGCAGGGUCUGCCUGAGGAGGAAUUCCUUACCUGCUCUGUCCAGGUGCUCAGCCCUCCUGGCCUGCUCCCCUGCAGGGUCACCCACUCUGAGUUUGGAGGGGUUGGAAAGAUGGGCGUCUGUCAGGAACCCUGGCAGGCUGCCGUCCUUUCAGAGGCUCUAGGCCCCGAGGCCCCCGCUGGAAGGGAGCCCACCCUUUGGCCACAAACUCCAGAACAGCCGAAAGCGGAUGCUCUGAAGGAACACUCAGCUGGGGUGGGGAGGGAGCUCUGGGUAAAUGUGUACAGGGCCGAGAACUGGACUCGGGGGACUUCAGCCCCCCUUCUGUUCUGGGCUUACUGGGAGGGCCCAGGCUGCCCCGUGCCCCUUCCCCACUUUGGGGACCUUUUGAUAAUAUAAAUAUAUCUGUAUAUUUUA